Molecule: messenger RNA, 903 nt
Organism: Vigna umbellata (rice bean)
Lineage: Eukaryota; Viridiplantae; Streptophyta; Magnoliopsida; Fabales; Fabaceae
Source: RefSeq, a predicted model, not a curated record
AUGGCAAGAAUACGCGGUAUAUCUUUUAGUUCUCGAGGUGAGAGUUUUCGAAGAGAAAGUUCUGUGCAGGGCGAAGCUCGGAGAAGACCUACCGCUUCCGCUCGUAGAAGGUGUGCAACUCCUAUUGAGGAUGACCCUAUAGAGAAGGCAUUUGAGGCCCCUGACGAUGAUGAUGAGGAGGAGCAUGCAGAUGUUCCUAACAUACAAGAGGAUGUCAGUGGAUUUACUGGAGGUCCACGUGAUGCUUCAUUGCUGACGCACUAUGAUCGAGGGGAUAUGUUGAAGUUGAUCUCCCACGAAGAAAAAAAGUUAGAAUCGUGCCACGAGGGAAUUCAACACACUGUGUUGAAUACCACUUUGAUGUCUCUCACACAUAUUUCUUACGAUUACGUCAAUAAGGGCUUACUCCUCGGAUUCAUAGAGAGGUGGCUUUUCGAGACUAGUAGUUUCCAUCUCCCUAUAGGGGAGAUGUCAGUUACUCUUGAUGACGUCUCGACAUUACUUCACCUGCUCGUGAUGGGACAAAUGUGGGAUUUGGAGGAGUUGGAGUUUGAGGACGCUCGUACAACCCUUGUGGACCUCCUUGGUGCUGAUGGUGAUAGUGCUCGUGUUAGAUGGAGGAGAUACGCUCGAGGCGUUGCUGCACUGGCCCAUUUAUACGAGCAACUCACGGAUGCGAGUCUGGCUUCCACGAGGAAGAUGACCGGAUAUUUGACUCUGUUACAGAGUUUGAGAUACGAGCAUUUCCUUGGCAUGGGAAGGAGGCAAUUGAUGUCUUCUUACGAUGACAGCACACCGCGCGCCACUAGGUGGCAAAGCCCUAGGAAAAGUUCCACUCUCGCGGAGAUUCGGUCACAGUUGGAUGCCUUGACAUACAGUAGAGUUUUAUGGCAUCCAUAUUAG